AUGGGAACCGACUGCGGCAACCACGGAACGUAUUGCUCCGGCGCCUGUGAGCAGAUGGGAACCGACUGCGGCAACCACGGAACGUCUAUCUCCUUCACCAUGAAGGUCACAUUGGCCGUCACGAUCACCUUCAGCAUCACCAUCGGCCUCCCCGUCAGUGGCGUCGUGGCCUAUCGCCUCCUCCGCCCGACCAAACCCUGCUUCUACAUCCAGAACGCCACCAUCUACCAGUUCAACCUCUCCUCCACCCCAGACGGCCUCCUCUCCUCCGUCAUGCAUGUCUCCGUCUCCUCCCUCAACCCCAACGGCCACGUCGGCCUCUACUACGACAGGCUCGGCGCCCACGCCGCCUACAUGGACCAGCGGAUCACUCUCCCCUCCGCCCUUUCCCCCGGUUUCCAGGGGCACAAGGACGUCACCGUCUGGUCGCUCUACCUCUACGGAGCCACCGUGCCGGUAUCGCCGCAGCUUGUGGAGGCCUUGCUGCAGGAACAGGCGGCCGGGUACCUGAGGCUCCACGUGAAGUUCCAGGGCAAGGUGCGGUGGAAGUUGGCGGGGUGGAUCUCCGGGCACUACCAUCUGGGCGUCAGCUGCCCCGUCUCGUUUGCUCUCCAAAACAUGGGAGAAGGUGAAGGUGCCGGCACCGGCGUCACCGACCCAGCGGCGUUCCGCUUCCAAAGCAUCUCUCAAUGCGGCGUUCACGUUUGA
Messenger RNA from Musa acuminata AAA Group (dessert banana), 708 nucleotides. RefSeq names its product NDR1/HIN1-like protein 1. The transcript has a single exon. The record is from RefSeq and is a predicted model, not a curated record. Lineage: Eukaryota; Viridiplantae; Streptophyta; Magnoliopsida; Zingiberales; Musaceae. Bases 1 to 708 code for a protein of 235 amino acids. Gene Ontology annotation, biological process: defense response to other organism. Gene Ontology annotation, cellular component: plasmodesma; plasma membrane.